AUGCAGCGUCAAAACGCUGUGGUAAAUUGGGAUCAGACCAAGAUCACUGAUCAGACCAUCCCGCAACUUGGACCCCUCGGAUUGAGCUUCCUCAACCUUCCUGGCCUUGAUUGCAGAGAGUUCACACAGUUAGAAUCUGGCGGCCGGAAUAACAUUCUAAGACGUACCCUUGAUGUUGUAAUUCCGAAAAAGCAUUCAAAAGCAAUAUCAGUUUCAGUCGAGGUCAGUCAUUUGUUCGAUCAAGUAAAGCACAACAAGUCUCAAGAUGAUUCAAGAUUUGUUGUAUCAAUCACGUCGCCGUGUAUUGCAAACAAAACAGAGGAGGGGAAAGGCUUGAUCCGGAAUUCAGACGCGCAUCGCCUCAUCAAAGUUCAAACCUGUGGGUCAGGCUCGACAUGCCUCUCGUCUAAACAACUUCCCCCUUCUUUGCUUUCAAUGCCACCAUCCGAUGUAGCGAGAUUACCCGAUCUUCCGGACGAGCUCCUCGCUGAAAUCGUUAACCAGCUUGACGAUGAGUCCCUUAUCCAGCUUAGCAUGACGUGCAGGAAAUUCCACUUCCUGGCACUACCUGUCGUCUUCACUCGAGCCAAGCUUGUCAGUACUGAGUGCCUUUAUCUGCGGCAAUCGCCAGCACAUCUCCUGCGUGCGCUUCGGAUUGCGCUGUUCGUUGAUCAUGCCACAUCUUUCAUCAUUGGCCUGAAUCACGACAGGGAUAGACUUCUUCCAGAAGUACAGAGCUUCAAAAGGCUCGUCUCCCUCAUGCCGAGCACGUUAAUGUUCACCUUCUUCAUGCCGUUAACCUUCGCAUUCAACAAAGAUGGUGUAUUCGAUCGAUGGACGAGGGAGCUUCCCAUCGUUAAAAAUAUCAGCGGUCGACUAAGGAAUCUACCAAAAUCUGCCAAGCGCACCAUUCUCUCUACUAUUCCUCAGAACUCAACAGGUCAGGGCAGUAGCCCCCACUCCAGUGUCUUGCAACGUUUCCAUGCGCUUUCCCCAAUGCUUUUGCAACCCGAGUUCCUCGAUUGGACCACAUCCACACUCCAAACCAACUCUCAGACCCUUCUCGAAGUUUCUUUUGAGACCGACCACAUAUCCGCGAGCACUCAAGUUCUUGCCCGACAUCCUUCCAUUGUCGGCUUGGAUCUCUAUGUCCUUGUCCCAAGGAAUAACCAUCGUCCUCGGCCUGGGAAUCUGCUUCCAGCUUUGGAAACACUGAUAUCCCCUCCCGAGUUGAUCGUUUGGCUCCUGGAUUGUAAAUACCCUUGCAAACAACUCAAAUCAUUGAACAUAGAGUCGGAUAUCCACCAUGGGCUAGCAGCUGACUAUGACAUCUUCGACGAAGUCCUGGUCUUACUUCCUCACUGCACUCCCUCGCUCACGACUCUGAACCUGUCCUUUUGGGGUCCUCGUCCAAUACAGUGGCUCGAUAAACUUACAUCGCGAGGCCAUGAUGGCUCUCCGAGCGGUCCACUUGCAGCUCUCAAGGGGAUAACCACCCUCAAGCUAGAACUUUGUCGAUCUUGGGAGAAAGAGGUGGUGGAUGUGAUACCUCAUUUCGUGGUGCAGUUUCCGGGACUGCAGCAUGUCAUUUACCCUGAACCCCCUUCAAACCUCGCCAUCGAGCCAGCGAAGAGGAAGUUUCUCAAAGAGAUUGCGCUGAUGUGUCCGGGAAUGAAGACGGUUUCCAUCGGGUAUAGUUUUAAGAUUCAUAUGACAGAUAUAAACUACAUUGCCUCCUCCACAACUCCCGCUUGGUUCACCAACAAGCCUCCUGACAACAUAAUAGUAAUGGCCAGAUGGAUGUCGUUACGUGCCGUCCUAGGGUUACUCAAUGUUGUCCGAUGCAUUCUUCGCCAUCGCCAUUCUUCACAACGCCAAUAUCUCUUUUUCUUGCAAUCAUCGACCUCAGUGCGAGGGUGGGAAUUGUGCGAUAUAUAA
Molecule: messenger RNA, 1938 nt
Organism: Laccaria bicolor S238N-H82
Lineage: Eukaryota; Fungi; Basidiomycota; Agaricomycetes; Agaricales; Hydnangiaceae
Exons: 6
Coding region: 1-1938 (645 amino acids)
Molecular function (GO): protein binding
Source: RefSeq, a predicted model, not a curated record